AUGGCUAGCCAAAAUCCCAGCGACACGGCCGCCCCGGGCGCUGCCGCCCCUACAACCCUGCCCGAGCGCACUCAAACCCCCGCUGAUAACCAAGCGGGCGAGUCGAAGAACGCCGCGAAGAAGGCCGAAAAGGCCGCAAAGCUGGCUGCGGCCAAGGCUGAGAAGGCUGCGAAGCACAGUGGCUCUGGAAAGACUGAGGCCAAGAAGGCUCCCAAGAAGAAGGUGGAGGGUGCUGCUCUCAUCGGUAUUGAUGUGUCCAAGGAGGAAAACUUCUCGGACUGGUACCAGCAAAUUCUCACCAAAGGUGAUAUGCUGGACUACUAUGAUGUGUCAGGCUGCUUCAUCUUGAAGCCCGCUUCGUACUUCAUCUGGGAAGAAAUCCAAAACUUUUUCAACAAAAAGAUCAAGAAGCUGGGCGUGAAGAACUGCUCUUUCCCUCUGUUUGUCAGCGAGGAUGUGUUGCAGCGUGAGAAGGAUCACAUUGAGGGCUUCGCUGCUGAGGUCGCCUGGGUGACUCAUGCCGGAUCAACCCCUCUCGAGAAGAAGAUUGCUAUCCGUCCCACCUCGGAGACCGUUAUGUACCCAUACUACUCCAAGUGGAUUCGCAGCCACCGCGAUCUCCCCCUGAAAUUGAACCAGUGGAAUUCUGUCGUUCGCUGGGAAUUCUCCCAUGCCGUCCCAUUCCUCAGAACCCGUGAGUUCCUGUGGCAGGAGGGCCACACCGCCCAUCUGACCGAGAAUGCCGCGCGAGAGGAGGUACUUCAGAUUCUUGACUGGUACGCCGAUAUCUACUCGGAGCUCCUCGCUGUUCCGGUGGUCAAGGGCCAGAAGACCGAGAAGGAGAGGUUUGCUGGUGGUCUCUACACCACCACAGUCGAGGGUUACAUCGCCGCCACCGGCCGUGGUAUCCAGGGUGGUACCUCCCACGGCCUGGGACAGAACUUCAGCAAGAUGUUCAACAUCACCGUUGAGGACCCCUCCGCAAAGACUGCCGAGGAGAAGGAGCAGAAGGCCCCUCUGCACGUCUGGCAAAACUCUUGGGGCCUGUCGACCCGUUCACUGGGUGUCAUGGUCAUGGUUCACAGUGAUAACAAGGGUCUGGUCCUUCCUCCUCGUGUGGCUGAGAUCCAGGUCAUUAUUGUCCCUGUUGGUAUCACCGCUAAGAGUACCGAUGAGGACCGUGAAAAGCUCUAUGCUGAGGUGGACGGCCUUGUCGCCGUUCUCGAUGCCGCUGGCGUCCGUGUCGAGAGUGACAAGCGCGAGGGCUACUCGCCCGGUUGGAAGUUCAACCAGUGGGAGCUGCGCGGUGUUCCCCUCCGUCUGGAGUUCGGCCCUGGCGAGUCCGCUGGCCACUUCGUUACUACCGCCCGUCGUGACGUGCCCGGUAAAGACGGUAAAUCAACAAUCCCGAUAUCUGAACUGGCCACCGCUGUCCCGGUCCUCUUGGACACCAUUCACCAGGACCUCUACAACCGCGCGGAUGAGGUAUUCAAGUCCCACCGUAAGAUGAUCACAAACUGGGACGAGUUCAGCCCCGCCCUUGAUAACAAGGACCUCGCUCUGUCGCCAUUCUGCCUACUCCCUGCAUGUGAAACGCAAAUCAAGGAGAUGAGUGCCCGCAAAGCAGAGGAGAACACCGGAGUUGUGCAGGAUGCUAGGGCGCCCAGUAUGGGCGCGAAGUCACUGUGCAUUCCCUUCGAGCAGCCGGAGGGCAUCGAGCCCGGUGUUACGAAGUGCAUUAACCCCAAGUGCGACCGCUUUGCUGAGAAGUGGUGCAUGUUCGGCCGCUCCUACUAA
Molecule: messenger RNA, 1797 nt
Organism: Penicillium canariense
Lineage: Eukaryota; Fungi; Ascomycota; Eurotiomycetes; Eurotiales; Aspergillaceae
Product: proline--tRNA ligase
Exons: 6
Coding region: 1-1797 (598 amino acids)
Biological process (GO): prolyl-tRNA aminoacylation
Cellular component (GO): cytoplasm; aminoacyl-tRNA synthetase multienzyme complex
Molecular function (GO): proline-tRNA ligase activity; ATP binding
Source: RefSeq, a predicted model, not a curated record